Molecule: messenger RNA, 1091 nt
Organism: Drosophila willistoni
Lineage: Eukaryota; Metazoa; Arthropoda; Insecta; Diptera; Drosophilidae
Product: 17-beta-hydroxysteroid dehydrogenase 13
Exons: 5
Coding region: 19-981 (320 amino acids)
Cellular component (GO): lipid droplet
Molecular function (GO): oxidoreductase activity, acting on the CH-OH group of donors, NAD or NADP as acceptor
Source: RefSeq, a predicted model, not a curated record
CUGGACGUUGUUUCAGCCAUGUCGUUGUAUAAUACUCUGAUCAAAAUACAAGCCAUGGUAGGUGUAACACUCUUGGCCUGUCUCACACCGCUGCUCAUUGUGUUUGCUCUAUUGGCUAAAAUGUUGUCGAAAGUGUUACGCUGUUUUUGUGAAUCACCAAAAAGUAUAAUCGGAGAAGUGGCUGUGGUAACUGGAGCGGCACAUGGCCUUGGUCGUGCAAUUGCACUGGAAUUGGCCCGAAAAGGUUGUAAAAUAGCUGCCGUUGACAUUGAUUUGACCGGUGCCGAGAAUACGGUCAAACAAAUCAUUGAAACGGUGCCUGCCAAAGCCUAUAAGGUAGACGUGGUCAAUUAUGAGGAAAUUGUCAAGUUAAAUGAACAAAUUACUAAGGAUUUGGGAUCCGUUACCAUACUAAUUAAUAAUGCUGGCCUUCUAAUGCAUCGAAAUCCUGUGAACCCGACACCAAAUGAAGUACAGCAAAUGAUAAAUGUUAAUUUGACAUCGCAUUUUUGGACCAAAAACGUCUUUUUGCCCAAAAUGAAGGAACUACGCAAAGGAUUUGUGGUCAGCAUUGCCUCUCUAGCAGGCUGGAUACCGUUGCCUUACUCCACAUCAUAUACGGCAACUAAGGCCGGAGUUUAUGGCCACAUGAAGGCUUUACGUCUGGAGCUGGCCAUUGAGAAGCAAUCGAAUAUUCGUGUGUCAACGGUCUUGCCCACAUUUCUGCAAGCCAACGAGGAAGUCGUGUCUGUGACAGAGCAACUCAACAUGGAUAGGCUAUAUCCAUUGGUCAGUUCCCAAGCAGCAGCUCGUCGCAUAGUCGAGGGCAUGCUGAGGGGUGAACGCGAGAUUGUGAUACCGGAUAUAGGGGCAUUAUUGUAUCGUUCAGUUAGUGUGUUACCUAUCGCCUGGCAGGAUUAUUUGUUGUUAUUAGUUUCUGCUAGUAGGUUUCAAGAUUUCUGCAAAUUGUAUUCCAAGUAAAGAAAUUAAUUCGUAAAUUCAGACUAUAAAAAUUUCAUUAAUUUUAGCAAACUUUAGCUUUGAGUUGUUUAAAAAAUAUCAUCAACAGAAAGUUUAUUCUUUAAUCUGUA